AUGGGUCGAAUCAUUCUGGCGAUCCUGGUAGCAGUUUUUGCCGUCCCAAUAUAUUUCCUAUUCCUCAGAAGUUCGCCACCGGUACCACCAGUCGACUUAAAUGAGUGGUGGAGCACGGCUCUAUCGAAAUCCAAACAGGAUGACAGCAUCAAGCCGUUUAAAGUGGAAUUCAGUGAAGUGAUGAUAAAAGACUUAAAGGAACGUCUUCGUGAUCGGCAUCCUCUCGCUCCACCGCUUGAAGGAGUGGCCUUUGAAUACGGCUUCAAUAGUAAACAUUUAGAAGGGAUACUCAAAUAUUGGGCUGAGGAAUAUAAUUUUAGCGAAAGGGAGAAGCUAUUUAACAAGUAUCCGAAUUUCAAAACGAAUAUUCAAGGUCUGAAUAUACACUUCAUCAGAGUUACACCUGAGGUACCUAAAGGUGUGGAAUUAGUGCCACUUCUCAUGCUGCACGGCUGGCCAGGGUCAGUCAGAGAGUUCUUUGAAGCCAUCCCUCAUCUCACCAAAAUCAGCAAAGAUAGGAAUUUUGCUCUAGAACUCAUCAUACCAAGUCUACCUGGUUAUGGAUUUUCUAGUGCAGCGGUACGACCAGGUCUUGGGGCUGAUAAAAUGGCAGUAGUAUUCAGAAACCUGAUGAACAGACUUGGAUUUAAGAAGUACUACAUACAAGGAGGAGACUGGGGUGGAUUGAUAACUAGCAUUAUGGCUAUUCAGUUCCCUGAGGAGGUUUUAGGUCUGCACACUAAUAUGCCAUUCCUAAUGAGUCCAGCACUAACAUUCUUCAGUGUAUUGGGGUCUAUUUAUCCCCCAAUGGUAGUUGGGGCUGAAACAAGGGAUCGUAUGUACCCCCUGUCUAAAGUGUACGGUAAUUUGCUGCAAGAAACUGGCUAUAUGCAUAUACAGUCUACAAAACCUGAUACGGUUGGUGUAGCAUUAUCUGACUCUCCUGCUGGUCUGGCAGCUUAUAUUCUUGAGAAGUUCUCAUCCUGGACUCGUAUGGAACACCGUUCGAAGGCCGACGGAGGACUUAACUUCCGCUUCACCAACGAAAAGCUGAUUGAUAACCUCAUGAUGUACUGGACCUCAAAUUCUGCGACUACUUCUAUGAGGCUCUACGCUGAGACAUUCAACAAGAGAUACUUCGGCUUAAAUUACAACGAAAUCCCAAUCAAAGUCCCAACAUGUAUGAUUCAAGCUAAACACGAGCUGGCGUACGUACCGAGGUGGUUACUCAAGACUAAAUACGUCAACUUGAUCAAUGAGACUAUUCUAGAUGAUGGCGGGCACUUCUUAGCUUUUGAACUGCCAAAAAUCUUCUCCGAAGACGUGCUCAAAUCUAUACAGAGCUUCAGAGAAUGGCACAGAAAUAAUAAUGAAAAGACUGAACUGUAG
Molecule: messenger RNA, 1389 nt
Organism: Danaus chrysippus (African queen)
Lineage: Eukaryota; Metazoa; Arthropoda; Insecta; Lepidoptera; Nymphalidae
Source: the annotation of a GenBank genome assembly